AAACCAAUGUUGAGUACAGAGAGAGAGAGAGAGAGAGAUAGACAGAUAGGUGAAAGCGGAGCAGCGGCAGAGUCAGUGGAGCUUCUGCUCACCAAGCAGACGGGAUUAACAGCUGAAACACACUGGACCUGUCUUUCUUUCUUUAGCUGAAGGUAGAAGCUCAGCAUUAACGUGGAUCGCUGUUCUCCCAGAGCUUCAUGCUGGUCAGGGACCAGGACAGAAAACUAUGGCAGAUGUACCCAGCCCCUCUCCUAAUGUUCCGUCUCCCCUGGAGUUGGACUCUAAUUUUAGCUUUUGACCCCUGGAACAGGAAAGAGUUUCUCACUUUUGCAAGGAGGGAGACACCUGGUGAGGACAAGUCUGGAUUGAUCCACCAGCCGUUAUUCCUAACCACAGGACAACAGUAAAAGCAUAUAUUCUGCUACACCAGCUCUGAAACCGACACUGGAGUCGAGUAUUUAAAGGACCUGUCCGACCUCUAUUGCCCCAAGACCAUGGGUUUUCCGUGGGGCAGCAUUAUGCUGCUGUAUGGGAUGGUUCUGCUCAGGAUGGAGGGCAGCGGAGCCCAACAGGCCAAGACCAAGAACAACGUCCCCCGGCUCAAACUCUUCUAUAAAGAAAUGUUGGAGUCGAACAACCUUGUGACGUUUGAAGGUCUGGCCAACAGUUCAUCCUAUCACACCUUCCUGUUGGACGAGGAGAAAGGAAGACUCAUCGUCGGGGCCAAGGACCACAUCUUCUCCUUCAACCUCCUCAAUAUCAGCAAAGACUAUGCACAGAUCCCCUGGCCAGCUUCUCCCACCAAGAGAGACGAAUGCAAGUGGGCAGGAAAAGAUCUCUCGAGGGAGUGCUCAAAUUUCGUCAAAGUAUUGCAGCCGUUCAACCAAACCCACCUGUACGUGUGUGGGACCGGAGCCUUCCACCCUGUGUGCUCCUACCUGGAGGUGGGCAAGAAACCAGAGGACAGUGUGUUCAGACUGGAGCCUCACGUGGAAAAUGGCCGGGGGAAGAGUCCCUAUGAUCCCAAGCUGCUCACUGCCUCCAUGCUGCUUGAUGGGGAAUUGUACGCUGGAACGUCAGCUGACUUCAUGGGGCGGGACUUUGCCAUCUUUCGCACUCUUGGCGAUCAUCAUCCAAUCAGGACGGAGCAACACGACUCCCGGUGGCUCAAUGAUCCCAGGUUUGUGGGCAUUCAUCAGAUUCCAGAGAGUGACAACCCGGAAGACGAUAAAAUCUACCUGUUCUUCAGAGAGAAUGCCAUGGAUGGAGAGCACGCCGGCAAGGCCACACACGCUCGCAUCGGACAGCUCUGCAAAAACGACUUGGGAGGUCACAGGAGUCUCGUCAACAAGUGGACCACCUUCCUGAAAGCUCGGCUCAUUUGCUCGGUGCCUGGCAGUAAUGGAAUAGACACCCACUUCGAUGAACUACAGGACGUUUUCCUCAUGAGCACGAAGGAUCCCAAGAGCCCAAUCAUCUACGCAGCUUUUACCACUUCCAGCAACAUCUUCAAAGGUUCAGCUGUCUGUAUGUACAGCAUGACAGACAUCAGGAGAGUGUUUCUGGGUCCUUACGCUCACAGAGACGGACCCAACUAUCAGUGGGUGCCCUUCCAGGGACGGGUGCCCUACCCCCGGCCUGGCACAUGUCCAAGCAAGACAUUCGGAGGCUUUGAUACAACUAAGGACCUUCCUGAUGAGGUGGUGACCUUUGCCAGAAGCCACCCUGCCAUGUUCAACCCCGUCUACCCCAUUAACAACCGACCAAUCAUAGUCAAAACGGAUGUGGACUACCAGUUCACCCAGAUAGUGGUGGAUAAAGUAGAAGCUGAAGAUGGCCAGUAUGACGUUAUGUUUAUAGGCACAGACAUUGGGACGAUUCUGAAAGUGGUAUCAAUCCCCCGAGGCUCCUGGCAUGACCUGGAGGAGGUGCUGUUGGAGGAAAUGACGGUGUUUAGAGAGCCAACAGCCAUUACAGCCAUGGAACUUUCAACCAAACAGCAACAAUUGUACCUGGGCUCAGACAUCGGUGUUUCCCAGAUGCCUUUGCAUCGGUGUGAGGUUUACGGGAAGGCCUGUGCCGAAUGCUGCCUGGCGAGGGACCCGUACUGUGCAUGGGAUGGCGCUGAGUGCUCCAGAUACUUUCCCAUGGCCAAGAGGAGAACAAGGAGACAGGAUAUCAGGAACGGAGACCCACUCACACAAUGCUCGGAUCUGCAACACAACGAUGAACUGAGCGGGCACUCGACUCUGAAUAAAACGGUGUAUGGAGUGGAGAACAGCAGCACCUUUCUCGAAUGCAGCCCCAAGUCUCAGCGAGCCCUGACCUAUUGGCAGUAUCAGCGUUCAACUGACGACCGCAAACAAGAGCUCCAAUCAGAGGAGCGCUUCGUCCGCACCGACCAGGGGCUGCUGAUUCGCACACUCAACAAGAGGGACUCAGGCAUCUAUCUGUGCCAGGCAGUGGAGCACGGCUUCAUGCAGACACUUCUGAAGGUGACCUUGGAGGUCAUCGACACCGAGCGCCUGGAGGAUUUGCUGCAUCGCGACGAGGAGGCCGCAGCCAGCGCCCCCGCCCUGGAAUUCUCCUCACCUCGAGAGUCUCCGAAUCAAAAGCUGUGGUACCGGGACUUCUUGUCUUUGGUGAAUCACCCGACCCUGAACACCGUGGACGAGUUCUGCGAGCAGGUGUGGAAGCGGGAGAGGAAGCACAGGAGGCAGAAAGCCCACCACGUGCAGCAGGGACACAUGCGCCAGCAGCAGCAGCAGCAGCAGCAGCAGCAGCAGCAGCAGCAGCAGAAGGUGCUGGUGAACCCUCACUCCCACAUGCACGCUCAGGGGCUGGCAGCCAAGUGGAAACACCUGCAAGAGAGGCAGAAGGGCCGUAACCGCAGGACCCACGAGCUGGAGAGGGCCCCCCGCAGUGUCUGACCCACAAACCUGAACUUUUAACGCCCAAAACCUGAAACCGCACCCAGUUCUCAUUCUGUAACCCCCCCGAUUAACUUACCCAGCUUCUAUCUUCAUAUUAAGAUACAGACUUUUCCCACAAGGACUGGAUAGAAAAGUUAAACUGGAAAAAAAAAAAGGUCAUGUAAUUCCCCCAUGUGCUGGCUGGUGUGUUUUAAUGCGUGGGCAGCCAUAUUUAUGGUGCGCCUGGACAGAGGACUGCAGGAAGCAGGAUGUUAUAUCACAUCAGACUCUCAGAGCAUAUUAUCUCAGCUGGCCUCUGUGGCCGGAGCACUGCAGAGGGUCAGUGUCCACCUGCACACAAACUGGGUACACACAGUAUAGAGGCACGACUGACUCCACCUCCAGGUGGCUGUGUCGAUGGCACCGUCCCAUGGCAUGCUAUAGGUGUCCUCGUCGGUGUGAAAACUAAAUAGAUACCUACACAUACCCGAUUAACUGCUUUUCUACUUCACAAAUAUGAACGAAGAGGAAACUGGAUUGUAUUAAAGACGAGUCUGGAGAGGGAGCGGACAAAAAAAAGAAAGAAGCACAAGAUGGGAUACUUGGUCAUUUCUGGUAUUAUUCAUGGUUAAAUCCGUCAGCGCGAGAGGAGACAUUUGCCCGAGCACUGCAAAGAAACUGGGAGCAGCCGUCACUGGUUGUUGACGAAUAUUAUCAUGUAGCUAAGAUGUGUAAAUACUGUAAUCUAUUACGUCUCCUCAAACUAAAGGGAAUGGCUUGCGGUUGUUGUGACUCUUCGUGUCGUUUCCCCAGAUAGACAUGUAUUUAAUAAGAAAGUCCUUUCUUUCCGCAGCAGUUGUAAGCAGGGACAUUUUGUACCAGUCCGUGUGUGAACACCCGAGAUAAGCUUCAUGAUUCUGUUCUGUUUUGUGAACCAUCAGUUUUCUUCCAGUGUCAAUGCGCCACAUGUUUGUUUGAGUAUGAUUUGUACACACUUUGUUUCCACUUCAUGUGUAUUUAUUGAUAUACAAUAAUGUACAUCGGGAAAAUAUUGUUUUUUUUUUUAUUUCUGGGCUUUUAUUUUUGCAAUUUAUCAUUUGGUUUGAUGGAUUUUAUUUACUGGACCAAUCAUUUUAAGCUACUGUGUUAUCAGAGAGUAAGUAAAGACUGGCUGGUUAUUUAUCAAUACUGAUCAAUAUUACAGGCAUUAUACAUCAAAUGCACUGAGCAAUAACCCAGUAUCCAAACUGUAUUUUUUCCAUCACUUUUAUGGUUUCAUAUCCAUAAUCCUCACAGGUUGUGCAGUGUCAACUUCAUUUUACUGUGUGUACCAUAAAAAACAUUUCUGGAUAUAACAAUCAUCUAUCCAUUACACAAUACACGUAUACACACACACACAAAACUAGAAUGUAGCUGUGAACAUUUUGUAAAUAUAAAUUCUAUGGUCUAUGUUUGACAAGUAUGACACUGUGUACUAGUGCAUGUGAAUACUAUUGUAGUACUAUUGUAUACUAGUCUGAUGUUGUCAUCGUUCUUCUCUUGUUUGCUAUUGCAGUACACAAUAUUAACUAUUUCAAAGAUGUAAAUACUAGAUUCUGUUAGGACUCUGUAUAAUUGAUAGUUACCGAGGUAAAGGUAUUCACGAGAUCGGAACAGGAUCUUCGAAGUGGAUCGCGUUGUCCACAGACUGGUUCCAUGACAAUGAACAAUGCCAGUGGAGCGUUGCAGCAACACGUUGAUGCGUCACGUGACCUCGACUUGUGAGGGUUUGCAACACUUCAUCUGCUUUUGGAAGCCGUGACCUUUGGACUUGAGGAACAGCCGGAGCCAGAGAGAGGUUUUUAGGCUGUGGAAACGGAGCUGAGGAACUUUCAGGUGGAGAUGAGUUUGAUAAGAUAAGAUCAUCAUUAUUAAGAGAAACUAUAGGGCGCCUCACUGCAUCUGACAUACAGGGGAGGUGAGGAUAUGAAGUGCUGCUGCUGCUGCUGCUCUUAGGCAUGAUGAUGGUGGUGAUGAUUAUGAUGGUGAUGUAUUCUACUGAACUAAUAAAUGUCUGUUCAUAAA
Messenger RNA from Platichthys flesus (European flounder), 4976 nucleotides. It is a transcript of the gene sema3ab, whose product is annotated as sema domain, immunoglobulin domain (Ig), short basic domain, secreted, (semaphorin) 3Ab. Gene Ontology annotation, biological process: negative chemotaxis; motor neuron axon guidance; positive regulation of neuron migration. Gene Ontology annotation, molecular function: chemorepellent activity; semaphorin receptor binding; neuropilin binding. NCBI's taxonomy places the organism in Eukaryota, Metazoa, Chordata, Actinopteri, Pleuronectiformes, Pleuronectidae. The record is from RefSeq and is a predicted model, not a curated record. Bases 495 to 2930 code for a protein of 811 amino acids. The transcript has 18 exons.